Henningerozyma blattae CBS 6284 is the source of this 1077-nucleotide messenger RNA. RefSeq names its product 3-deoxy-7-phosphoheptulonate synthase ARO4 (gene ARO4). The record is from RefSeq and is a predicted model, not a curated record. Gene Ontology annotation, molecular function: 3-deoxy-7-phosphoheptulonate synthase activity. Gene Ontology annotation, biological process: aromatic amino acid biosynthetic process. The coding region runs from base 1 to 1077 and encodes 358 amino acids. Gene Ontology annotation, cellular component: cytoplasm. The transcript has a single exon. Lineage: Eukaryota; Fungi; Ascomycota; Saccharomycetes; Saccharomycetales; Saccharomycetaceae.
AUGUUCCAAUCUGAUGAACAAUCAGAAGAUGUCAGAAUUUUAGGUUACGAUCCAUUAGUGUCUCCUGCUCUUCUUCAAGCUCAAAUUCCUGCUACUGAAAAAUCUAUUGAAACCGCUAAGAGAGGCAGACGGGAAGCAAUUGAAAUUAUUUCAGGUAGAGAUGAUAGAGUUUUAGUCAUUGUUGGUCCUUGCUCAAUUCAUGAUCUAGAUGCCGCUCAAGAAUACGCUUUAAGACUGAAGAAAUUAUCUGAUGAAUUACAAAAUGAUUUAUGCAUUAUUAUGAGAGCAUAUUUGGAAAAGCCAAGAACUACUGUUGGUUGGAAAGGUUUAAUUAAUGAUCCAGAUGUUAAUAAUUCUUUCAAUAUCAACAAAGGUUUACAAUCUGCAAGACAAUUAUUUGUUAAUUUAACCAACAUUGGUAUGCCAAUUGGGUCUGAAAUGUUGGAUACUAUCUCCCCUCAAUUCUUGGCUGAUUUAUUAUCUUUUGGUGCUAUUGGUGCUAGAACUACUGAAUCUCAACUACAUAGAGAAUUAGCUUCCGGUCUUUCAUUCCCAAUUGGUUUCAAAAAUGGUACUGAUGGUACUCUAGGUGUUGCUGUUGAUGCUUGUCAAGCUGCCUCUCAUUCUCAUCAUUUCAUGGGUGUCACUAAACAUGGUGUUGCUGCCAUUACAACCACCAAGGGUAAUGAACAUUGUUUCGUAGUUUUAAGAGGUGGUAAGAAAGGUACUAACUAUGAUGCCAAAUCUAUUGCUGAAGCUAAGGCACAACUUCCAGAAGGUUCUAAUGGUUUGAUGGUCGAUUAUUCUCAUGGUAAUUCUAACAAAGAUUUCAGAAACCAACCAAAAGUCAACGAUGCUGUUUGUGAACAAAUUGCUAAUGGUGAAAAUAAGAUUGUCGGUGUAAUGAUCGAAUCCAAUAUUCAUGAAGGUAAUCAAAAAGUCCCACCAGAAGGUAAACCUGGUUUAAAAUACGGUGUAUCUAUCACAGACGCCUGUGUUUCUUGGGAAACUACUGAUACCGUGUUAAGAAAAUUAGCUGCUGCUGUUAGAGCAAGAAGAGAAGUAAACAAGAAAUAA